Bubalus bubalis (water buffalo) is the source of this 2522-nucleotide messenger RNA. Its product is annotated as olfactory receptor 13J1-like. The record is from RefSeq and is a predicted model, not a curated record. Lineage: Eukaryota; Metazoa; Chordata; Mammalia; Artiodactyla; Bovidae. Gene Ontology annotation, molecular function: G protein-coupled receptor activity; olfactory receptor activity. Gene Ontology annotation, cellular component: membrane. The transcript has a single exon. Bases 645 to 1583 code for a protein of 312 amino acids. Gene Ontology annotation, biological process: G protein-coupled receptor signaling pathway.
UAUAAUUCAAGGCUUCCUGAAAGCCAGGAGGAUCCUCAGAGACCAUCUAGCCCAGUGAUUUUCAAAGUGUGGUCCCUUGACCAACAGAACAGCAUCACUCAGACUGAAUAAGAUAGAAACUCUGUGUUUUCACAAACUUUUCAGGUGAUUCUCAUGUGAUCCUUACAGGUGAUUCUAAGAUUUGAGGACCUUCCAUCCAGCCCAUUUUUCCCGAAACUGUGCUGCUAGAAUACUUAUUUGCAGGGGAUUAACGGGUGCUCUGUAAAAGGAGGAUCUAUGGUCAAAUAAGUUUGGGAACUACCUACUCUCUGCAUCACUUUCAGAAAGUCACAAAUCACAGUGGUGUGUUAAUGACUCUGAGAAGUUCCACAGUAAAUUCUUUGCUUUUGAUUAAUCCAACGUUGUUUCAAAUUGCUUUUUCAGAUUGCUCACAUUUCCAUUAACACUCUCUUAGAGAAAUUCUGACCCACCUCAUUCCUCAUUUUUCACGUGGAUUGAAGAUUGGAAGAAGUAUGGGGACUGCCCUGAGUUUCAGAGAGAAAGUGUGUCAGGGCUCGAAAAGGCCUUAGCAAUACGCUUCACCCCUAAACCCUGCACCCUCUUUCCCUGCCUCCCAGCCAUGCAUCCCUCCAGAGCUCUGUGAUAUGGAGCCAGUCAACAGCACAGAGGUGUCUGAGUUCUUCCUGAAAGGAUUUUCAGGUUACCCUGCCCUGGAGCACCUGCUCUUCCCUCUGUGCUCAGCCAUGUACCUGGUGACCCUGCUAGGGAACACAGGCAUCGUGGCGGUCAGCGUGCUGGAUGCCCGCCUGCACACACCCAUGUACUUCUUCCUGGGAAACCUCUCCAUCCUGGACAUCUGCUACACGUCCACUUUUGUGCCCCUGAUGCUUGUCCACCUCGUGUCAGCCCAGAAGACCAUCUCCUUUCUUGGCUGUGCACUCCAGAUGUGUCUGGGUCUGUCUACAGGCUCCACAGAGGGUUUGCUGCUCACCAUCAUGGCCUAUGAUCGCUACCUGGCCAUCUGCCGGCCCCUUAGGUACCCCGUGCUGAUGAGCCACCGGCUCUGCUGGUUGCUGGCGGGAGCCGCCUGGGUCCUCUGUCUCUUCAUGUCAGUGACUGAGACAGUCAUUGCCAUGAGGCUGCCCUUCUGCGGCCACCGUGUGGUCAGUCACUUCGCCUGCGAGAUCCUGGCAGUCCUGAAGCUGGCCUGUGGUGACACGUCCAUCAGUGAGGUCUUCCUGCUGGUGGGUGCCAUCUUGCUGCUGCCCGUGCCCCUGGCCUUCAUCUGCCUGUCCUACACGCUUAUCCUGGCCACCACCCUGAGGGUACCCUCAGCCGCCGGGCGCCGCAAAGCCUUCUCUACUUGCUCAGCACACCUGGCCGUGGUGAUGCUUUACUACGGCACCGUUAUCUUCAUGUACAUGAAACCCAAGAGCAAGGAGGCCCGUAUCUCGGACGAGGUCUUCACCGUCCUCUAUGCUGUGGUCACACCCAUGCUGAACCCCGUCAUCUACAGCCUGAGGAACAAGGAAGUGAAGGAGGCUGCCAGGAAGGUAUGGGGCAAGAUACAGACCUCCAGGUGAGGGAGGCCAGGGCUCCUGCAGGUUAGCAGCUCAGGUCUGCCUUUGCCUACAGAGAGGAUGGGUAGGGCACAGGGUUGGGGGUCUGGAAUCUUCAACCCAGAAAGGCAGCACCACCUCCCACUGAUCCUGCCACAGAUCCAAGCUCACAAUUCUGGCUUUGUUCCUUCCCCGGGCAGAGCCCUGGGCCAGCACUCAGCAUCAGUCUCCGCAUCUUCACACCAGCCUCCCGGUUGGACUCUAGAUUUGUCUUGUUCCUCGCAAUCUAUCCUCCAAGGGUCAUCCAGAGGGAUAUUUCGGAAAAGUCUAUUUGAUCAUGUCUCUUUCUUGUCUAAAACCCCUGAAUGGCUCCCAGAGCUCUCAGGAUGAAGUGAAAGGGCUUCGCUGGGGGCAUUCCAGACCCCUGCAACCUGGCCCUGCUGGUCAUGACCAAUCCCCUUCCCCACCCUGUGCCCCACAGACUCCCUCCUGUCAGCCGCACACACCAACCCGGCAGGAGCCUUGUGCGCCCAGCAAUGCCCGACUCUGUGCCCUUCUUGUUUCUUCCCACAAGGCAGCCCCCAUCCAGCACACACCUCCCUGUGUAAAAGGACGUCAUCCUCGAGGCCUUUUUAUUUUUUAAAUGUAAUUCCCUAUGCUACACAUGAGGUCCUUGUUGUUUUCCUAUUUUACAUAGAGUACUGUAAAUCUGUUAACCCCAGCUCCUGAUUUACCCCUCCCCAACCUCAAGGCCCAUGUUGAAUGACGCCUCCUCCAGGAAGCCUCCCCACUCUGCACCUCUCACUGUGCUCCUCCUGCUUUAUUUCAGUGUUGCUCUAAGAGCCAGUAAUACCGGAUUUCACUCUGUCCCAAGGUCUGGCCCUGCCCAACCCCAAGCCCACACCAGUUUCUUAAAUAAACAGAAAAUACAUCAAUGUAGGGCAGAGCCUGGGGUCCUCCCCA